Heterocephalus glaber (naked mole-rat) is the source of this 3678-nucleotide messenger RNA. RefSeq names its product hydroxylysine kinase (gene Hykk). Gene Ontology annotation, molecular function: amino acid kinase activity. The record is from RefSeq and is a predicted model, not a curated record. NCBI's taxonomy places the organism in Eukaryota, Metazoa, Chordata, Mammalia, Rodentia, Bathyergidae.
CUGGAGCAGGCAAAGUCUUGUGUGCCUCGCCAAGCCACGCCUUCCAGUACUCUGCGCUGACUGGGCGGCGAGAAAUGAGGGGACCCAAUCAGAAAUUGGACACGCGGGGCUCGCUGGAACGUCAGACAGCUCUAGCAGCUCGCAGUCCACUUCCCUGGUGCUUGGGAGCGGGGACGCUGGCCAGACGUGGGAUCGUACGGAGCGGUCAGAAUCUGUGCCAUUCAUUCCAAGAUUUGGAGUCCUUUGUACACGAAGAAAAAAGGCAAACACACAAUGGAGAAUGGAGCCAAUCAGCAAACACAGGCCCCGGCCAAACCUGCUUUCACUGAUGCCCAAGCCUCCGCAUUGGUAGAAUCAAUAUUUGGGUUAAAAGUGUCAAAGAUCCAGCCACUUCCGAGCUAUGAUGACCAAAACUUUCAUGUUCACAUCUCAAGAACCAAAGACACUACAGAUGGCCCUGCUGAAUAUGUCCUCAAAAUAAGCAACACUGAGACCAGCAAAAACCCAAACCUGAUUGAAGCACAAAAUCUCGUCAUCAUGUUUCUGAAGGCAGCUGGGUUUCCAACAGCAUCCGUGUGUCACACUAAAGGGGACAACAUGACCUCUCUGGUAUCCGUAGAUAACAGCUCCAAAACCAGGAGCCACUUGGUGAGGCUUCUGACGUUCCUCCCUGGCAGACCUGUAGCCCAGACGCCCAUCAGCCCCCAGCUCUUAUACGAAAUCGGGAGGCUGGCUGCCAAGUUGGAUAAGACACUCGAGACCUUCCAUCAUCCAAAGUUAGGGAGCCUUCGUCGGGACAACUUCAUCUGGAAUCUGAAAAACAUUCCCCUUCUGGAGAAAUACCUGGACGCUUUGGGCCAGAACCGAAACCGUGAGAUUGCUGAACAAGUCAUUCAGCUGUUCAAGGAGGAAGUGUUGACCAAGCUAAGUCAGUUUCGAGAAUGCAUCAAUCAUGGCGAUCUUAACGACUAUAACAUUUUAGUUCAGCCCAGCGAGUCAGCCUCUGGAGAUGCUGUGUACCAAGUGUCUGGCGUUUUAGACUUUGGCGACAUGAGCUAUGGCUGCUAUGUUUUUGAAGUGGCGAUCACCAUCAUGUACAUGAUGAUUGAGAGCAAGAACCCCCUGCAAGUCGGAGGCCACGUCCUGGCUGGGUUCGAAAGUGUCAUCCCGCUGACCACUGUAGAGAGAGGUGCUUUGUUCCCACUCGUGUGCAGUCGUUUCUGUCAGUCGCUUGUCAUGGCUGCCUACUCUUGCCAACUGCACCCAGACAACAGAGAGUAUCUCAUGAUUACUGCAAAAACUGGGUGGAAACACUUACAGCAAAUGCUUGACAUGGGCCGGAAAGAGGUUGAGGGAAUCUGGUUUGAUAUUGCCAGGUCCUAUGAGGCUGGGGGCUCCAUGUGACUGGGAAAGAGUUCACAUUCACUAAGCAAAUGCCAUGGGGCCAAAUCAAAGUUUGUGAGGGAGGUUCCUGCAUAGAGAAAAAGGAAUUAAUGGAACAGAUCUGUUCUGAAUGUCGCAGAGCACAUGAAACCUCUAAAGCAGUGAUGGCAAACUUAUGGCACACAUAAUGUGUUUUUCGUUUAUGACAAAAGAUGUUAAUGUAAGAGUUGUUUUUUCUAAUCUAAAACCUCAGUAUUCAGGUUUAAUUGCAGUGUUGGCACUUGGUGAUACAUAAGUGGGUCUUGGGUUGCAGUUUGGGCACUUGGUCUUUAAAAGGUUUGGCAUCACUUUUCUAAGGUCUUCAAGAGAUCGCAGGACCAUUUUUUUUUUUUUUGAGACAAGGUCUUGCCCUGUAAUUCAGACUGCCUUGAACUCUCUGUGUAGCCCAAGCUGGCCUUGAAUGCACAGCAAUCCUCCUGUCUCAGCCUCCUGAGUGCUGGGACUAUGGGCAUGUGCCACCACGCCCAGCCUCAGGACCACUUUUGAAUUUAAGAAUUUAGUUCUCCGUGGGGGUACAUGCCUUGGGAGUGAAAUUCACAUAGUGAUACUGGAUUCUGAAUCAGAUCAUCUCUCAAUAUCUAUCCCAGCUUUUCGAUCAAUGACUGUUUUAAACUUUGAAAGGAAAGUACACAUGUAUGUAUAUAAAUAGAUUCACAUAUUAUAAAUAAUUGGACAUAAAUGCAGAUUUGGCUAACAUAUCACCAAUUCUAUGAAAUUGCUCUCUCCUUUCUAGACUCUCAGUGCAUUCUUCCUUUUUCACGCCAUUGCUCUGGGUACUGGAUUAUGCUUGUGCAGCCAUCUAACCCAAGAGCUAUGUGAUCAUGCGAGAGAUAAUGAAGAACUUACUUUUGUCUCCUCAUCCCUUCUUCUCACACCUGUGGUAGUACCUUUCUUUACCAGAGAAAGGUCUUCAGAUGUAUGUAUUUGCAAAAUGAAUGCAAGAAGAAAGGCUGGAGGAAACACAGAUGAUGUAAUCAUAUGAGAAAAAAAGUUCAGCUCUUUAAGCGGGUGAUUGAAACUGGAACUCCCAAAGUAGGUGCUGGAAGACAGGACAGCUGCAAGGAAGCACAUGAAGACCUCCAAUUAAGGUCACUAAUUUACUCAGAGCCAGGGCUGCGAUCAGAUCUUCAGUGCAGCCCAUGCUCCUCCGAACCACUGCAAAAUCUUACUCAACUGACUUCCUCUGCUUCCAUCCGCCCUCCACACACACAGACACACACACUUACACACAUGUCAGGGGAACCAGUGAGAUCACUCACACUUCUCAAAUUUAAGGGAUUGUGGUUUUUAUCUAACUUGACCAUAAAGAAAAACUACAGACCAGGAAAAUGGACUGAAGUUUGGAUUUCACUCUCAAAUCAGUGUUCAUUCUCCUUUGUAAUGAAUCCCUCUUGAUUGUUGCUAUGGUUUAGAUCUAAACUGUCCCCCCAAAGCCUUGUGUGUGGAAGGUGAUUGGAUCAUGGCGGUGCCUCAUGCAUCAGUGGAUUCAUUGAUGAGUUCAGUAGCAGACUGUGUUGUCAGCAGGUGGAGCCUGGGUGGAGGUGGUCACUGGGGCAGGACUAGGGUGAGUACAUUCUUGUCCCCAGCUCUCUUUCCUUCCUGGCUGCCAGGGGUUUAACAGCUUUCCUCCAGCAGGCCCUUCCACCAUGGUAUUUUUGUCUUGGAGCCAGCCAACCAUAGACUGAAACUAUAAGGCAAAAUAAAUCUCACUUUCUUUAAGUUGUGGAUGUUGGGUAUUUUGUCCCAGUGACAGAAAAGUAACUAAGACAAUUACUCAUGCUAACCUGGAUUCCUUUCAUUGAAUUCCUGAUACAAAUAUUGCUGAUCACUACUUUAAGAUUCAUCUAUCCUUCAUUCCUUCCUUCCUUUUUGUUGAUACUGGGGAUUGAACCCAGGACCUUUGCACUGAGCUAUAUCCUCAGCCCUAUAUUCUUCUUUUAUUUUGAAACAGGUUCUUCCUAAGUUGCCAGGGUGGGUUUGAACUUGUGAUCUUCCUGCCUCCACCUCCCAGUAUGCUGGGAUUACAAGUGUGCACCCAUUCCUGGCUCUAUUUCAGCAUACAUGCUACAUUGAAUUGAUAUUUUACUGUUUGGGGUUUGUUCUAGCAGAUCUUUAAUCAUCAGUUCCAGUUUCAUAAAUUCUUUCAGGAGCUACCUCCUGAGGGAAACCAAAUCUGUCACUGCCUGUUCUUAAAACUGUGUCCAUAAAUACAAUAAAUACCUGUAUUAGAUCUAA